AUUCAGAUUAAUUAUUGAAAAAGAAGAAGAAGAAGAUGCCAGACGAAAAAAGUACUCCGGUUUCUAACUGCAAAUACUGUAAAAAUAAUGUAGCAAAUGCAAUAGCAAAGUGUGAAAUAUGUGAGUCAGUGUACCAUACAUCUUGUGCAUUGAGAAUUCCGGGAUUAGUAGCCGUGGGCAAAAAUAAUCUCGUAAAAUGUUGUGUCAAAGUAAGUGAGGUUAAGUCACCACUUGUUGAAAAUGAUCUAGAUAUCAUUAAGGAAAUAAUCCGAGCUAAGGAGGAGAUUAUUAAAAGUAAGGAUGAAAUAAUAACUGAGAUUAAAGCGAAAGAACUUUUGUUAUAUCAAAAUAUUAAACUACUAGAAGAGAAAGUAGCACAAAGGGGGCAAAAACUUGGCAACACCGCUGGACCCAUAAUGCAACACGUAAAGCAGGUUGACCAACCAACUAACAACACUACAAUUGACAAUCAAAGCAAAACAGCUGUUAUUACGAAAACAAAACAGAAUGUUUCGAAUAAAGAAAUGAAUUUGGGUGUACUCCAAGCCCAAACUGCAAGUAAAAUGAAGGAAAUAAUAAAUUUAGGAACCCCCGACUCAGAUCACAACCCUGAGUCGCGGCAACCAGCCAAAACCGACAAUGGAGCUGAUUGGAAAUUGGUUAAACAUAAAAGAAGGUAUCUAGUGGGCAAAAGUGAUCUGAGUGCUGGAGUUACCACAGUACCUAAACUGACAUCAUUACAUGUUACCAGACUUGCACCAGGAACUCAGGCUGAAACACUGAAAGAAUUUUUAAAGCAGAAAUUUCCCGAUGUACAAUGUGAGGAGCAUUCAUCAAAACAUCCCGAAAGUUACGCAUCUAUGAAAGUAACUAUCAGGCAGGAACAACUCAAGGACGCGUGGAAAAGGGAGUCCUGGCCUAAUGGAGCCUUUGUCUCCCGGUUUUUUCACAAAAAGAGGAUGGUGUCAGCACAGGCAGAUCCAACGAAAGAAGCUUAAUCAGAAAUGGUCCCAAGAAAGAACUUAGUAUAUACUACCAGAAUGUGCGAGGUCUACGUACAAAAACCCAUGACUUCUAUAAAAACAUUUUAGCAGAAGAUUAUGAUAUAAUAGCCAUCACUGAAUCUUGGUUAACCGAAGGUAUCAGAGAUGCAGAACUAUUUGAUAACAGGUAUAAUCUUGCCAGACGUGACAGACAAGGGGAUAGAUUAAGAGGUGGAGGACUGAUUAUUGCAGCCAAAAAACAUAUCUCAAUGGAAACUGUAAAUUUUGUAUGUGAUAGCGAUAUAGAGUGCCUAGUUGUUAAAGUUAAGUAUAAAAAAGAAAAUUUUCUUUGUUGUUGUGUGUACAUACCACCUUGUGUGGCUUAUACUCACUUUGUUAAUUUUUAUGAUAGUUUGGAGCAAAUUCUGCUAGAAAACAUUAAAUGUAUAAUAUUAGGA
Messenger RNA from Brassicogethes aeneus, 1441 nucleotides. The record is from the annotation of a GenBank genome assembly. NCBI's taxonomy places the organism in Eukaryota, Metazoa, Arthropoda, Insecta, Coleoptera, Nitidulidae.